AUCCUCGGUUCGCCUAAAGUAGGCUAUGAUUUGGGUUUAGACGCCACGAGUCCUGACAUUCAUUCAUCCAAUUUGGGAACAAACGAAACGACAAAUUCAUUGCCACAGACCGACAAAAUUACGGCCGAAGACGGAACCGAUUCACAGCCGGGAUCGACGACCACCGGACCCAACACGCCGUUAGUGGACGAACCGUCUGACAUAUACGACGCCGCGGUCACCAGCGACCAGACCACUGUCCAGACGUCAUCGUCGUCUGACGUCAAUCCUGUCGUAUCAUUAGCUCAAUAUUCCAAUCAAACGGUUCCGAUGCAGGCAUACCCACAGCGCCAUCGGAUGCCGGGGCCGCCGCCACAACAGAUCCGCGCCAUUCGCACGACAAUCGGACCCCAGAAUCCCGCGAUGAUGGCCGCCGCCGGUCAGCGUAACCCCACUUUACUACCUCCACCCCCGCGGGGCUCUUUCCCACCGCCGCCCCGACCCGGUAUGCCUCAGAACUUUCGCCCGAUGGCC
Molecule: messenger RNA, 513 nt
Organism: Medioppia subpectinata
Lineage: Eukaryota; Metazoa; Arthropoda; Arachnida; Sarcoptiformes; Oppiidae
Source: the annotation of a GenBank genome assembly